AUGCAUUAUUAUUUGGUCAAGGACGAACUGGAAAAUCAUAUGGAUAUAAAAAUAUGUACAAGACAACGAUUGGUUGAAACAUGCAAAUUUUUCGUUGUCAAUAGAAACCAAAAGCAACACAAAGAAUAUUUUUCAUUGAAAGAGGUGGUGAUGUGUAUAUGAUCCUCCACUGUAUUCCAGUCGAGUUGCAACUCUUGAAUAGAGUUUUCGAGUUUGUUCGUAACUAAUAUAGUGCAUUUGUUAAUUUUUAUUGUUACAAUAGUUUAAAACAGUUUAAUAAUAUUGAAUAUGAAGUGGAUUCAGAAAAUUAUAUGGUGGUUAAUUGCGAUAAAUACAUUAGAUAUAAUUUAUUUUUCAAAUGCAUCAAUACCGGCUCAAGUUUCUGAACAAUUGAAAUUUGUUUUGAAAUCAUGUUUUGCUGACGACCGGUUGAAUCCAGUAUUUAUCAGUGAAGAUUUGAUCGACAUUGCAUACACUAAAACAACUGACCUGAGCAACAACGUGACUUUUUUUGAAACGGACUUUCCAAUUGUCGUGAUCGAUGAAAAUUUUCGAGCCAAAAAUAUAGAACCGUACUACAACCCAAGAUAUCCUACGUACGUUUUAUCGGUUAAAUCUGUCAAGAAACUCAAAGCAGGUCUCCGAGAAUUAGCGUCUUUGUCCACCUGGAAUACCAACUCACUUUUUUUCAUCGUCCGACACAAUAAUAAAGAUUGUGAUAAAGAUGGAGAAAAAGUGCUGCAAGUUCUUUGGAAAAUGGAUUUGCUAUCCUCGUUUUACGUUUGCCUCGAGCCUGAUAAUAAUAAAACGAUGCUGACUAAUGCAAUUCACGCUGGCACGCGAACAAUGUUGUAUACUUUUAAUCCCUUUUCGAACUACGCGCCCUUGCCCUGGCGGGAAAUCAAUUGUGUUAAGCGACCGAUCGAUGACAGCAAACCCGAGCAAGAUCAAGAUAAGCAUUGGACUCUGUACAAACAACCUUAUUUAAACGAUUCGAAAUUAUGCUCCAGUUUGACUUUUGAUAAAGUGAAGUAUCUUAACGGCUACCCCAUAAAAGCCGUUUUAUCUGCAAAUCGAAAUACAAAUUGGACUCAAAACGACUCAGUAAAUAUUGAAGAAUUACGAAACGACACACCAUACACACAUUUACAGUUUUUUGAAAGCUUAUUCUCAACACUGAUAGAAGGAUUUGUUUGUAUUUAAUAAAUCAAUUUAUUAAAAUCUUUUUCAGAUAUUUUUUUGGGUGGAAAAAAUAUUUUUUUACUAUUAACAAUAUUCGUUAGUAUUAACAAAAUCUAUUUUUUAUGAGAACAAAAUUUUUGUAACUAUUAAGAAGCUUUAAUAUAUUGAAAAAAAUAUUUAUUUCCACCAAAUAAGAUUUGUUAAUAGUUAAAAAAUAUUUUGUUGGUGGUCGGUGUUGAUAGAUGGCUAUACUUAACGCGUAGUUGUAAAAAAAUAUAUAUGCAAAUACAUGAUUUUCAUACGAUAAGUUGCUUAUUAUUUUAUACUUUGCGGAAAACAAUUAAUAAAAUGGAAGCUUUGCUACAAUCGUGGGAUUUAAGUGAGUUAUACUCGAUUUUUUGUGUAAACCAUAUAACUGACUUUGAAAUCCUUGGUGAAUUCCUUACUAAAACUCGAGAAGAGGCCCAAAAAGAAAUAAUCCCUAGUGUUUGUUUACGACUUCGUUUAAAUAAAAAAUAUAAUGAAUGAAUUUCCCAUCACGAGAAGAUUAAUGUAAAACUUUUCUAAAAAUAAUAAGAGGAAUUUUUUAAAUAUUAAUAAUCCAGUGUAUAAAUACUAAUAAAUGAUUUAUUAAAUAUUAAUAAAUCAUUUUUUAUAUGUUAAUAAAUCAUUUGUUAAAUAGUAAUAAAUAUUUGGUUAGCACAAAAAAAUCGCUGCUAAUAAAUGAUUUAUUAACUGUUAAUAAAUAUUUGUUAAGGACCUAUCCUCUAAUAAAUUAUUUAUUAAAUAUUAACAAAUCUUCUUAAAUACAAAAAAAUCCUUCUAUCAGUGAACUCUUAAUGUCACUCCAAUAAUUAAUUACGGUAUUAAAGGUCGAUAUGUUAACAAUACGCCAGUCGGAAAUCUAAAAACGAUCAUAAACGGUACUCACGAUGUUUGCAUAACUUUACAGUUUAUUAGCAAUGACGGUUAUAAAUUCGUGGAUAUUAUCAAUCCAAUCCCUGAGAAUGAUCUCUUCGUGUUAAUUAAAAAAAAUGGCACUCUAAUGCCCGUUGAAAAUAAUCGUAAUUUUAGAAACUAUAAACUUGUUCUUAUCGCACUAAUCGUUUUAUUAAUAGCAUAUAUUAUAAUAAUCUUCAAUAAUAUUAACAAUCAUUUCAUCGAUGGUAAUGACGAUAAUAAUGAUGCUGCGUACGGUAACAGUUUUUUGGACAUUCUUAGAUUUAUCGUAAGUAGUGGAAUAUCGGCACCACUCAAUUCAUACUCAAUGUGUAUAAUGUUCGUGACAAUGACUCUUUUCGUUUUCAUCAUUUGUCCUGAAUUGCAAGGCGAAAUAAUGUCAUCAUCGACAACAAAACAAAAUAAUUAUCCCGCAAGUAUCAAAGAUUUGUUUUAUUUAGAUUAUAACGUUUAUGUUAAUUACGGGUUAAAAAACACUACUAUCGAGAUGAAACUAGAAUUGAAUACUGAUGUUAAACGUCUCCAUACUUCAUUAUAUUCUAUUGAGGAAUGUCAUGAGCGAAUUUUGAAAGACGAUUCAACGGCUUGUGCAUUUAAAAAUAAACUACAGUUAGAUAUGGCGUCUAAAUAUAAUUUCCAUGUAUUUCAGACAUUCGAGAUUUCAAAGUAUACUUUUUUUUGGGCAAGAAAAAAUUUGCCACUAAAGAAUAAAAUUGACCAAAUAGCACUGAGACUACAAGAAUCGGGUUUGGUAGACUAUUGGCAAAGGCAAAGUUUAUAUUAUCCCUUUAAUAAAUUAAAAGCUAAGGAAGCUAAUGAACCAUCUGCGCAGUAUGAUGCAGUUGAUUUCGAACAUCUAGAACAGGCUUACUAUUUCCUAGCAGCAACUAUAGGGCUGUCGAUUGGUGUUUUUAUCAUCGAAAUAAUGACCGGUAAAAUAAAAAACUCGCGACGCCAACAACUGAUUCGCGAAAGACAACGCAGACUAAAAACUGGACUCGAACCAAUGAGAAGAGAAUGUCAAUAAUCGGUUUUUACUAGAUAUACAAAGUUCGCAUGAUUACUAAACGUCAUCCAGCCAGCAUUCAAGUCGGAAUGACUGCUUUACUUGGUCUUUUUGAAGGCGUCUUCAAGAAGUCUUAUAACGACUUCUUAAAGGUGUCAUUUUUAAGAACUCUUAAUUAAGAGUUUUUGAAGACUCCAUAAAUAAGACAUCAGUUUUGUGACUUCUGAAUGUAUUCUUUUUUUAACUUCUUUAUCAAGUCAAAAUUAAGAGCUCCUUAAGACGUCAUUGUAAGUUCUUUCUGAAUUCUUAUUUGCGAAGUCAGAAAAAAGAACUCUUUGAGAACUCUUUUUACAGAAGUCUUAAUGAGUUCGCUAGGUGGCUCAUUCGACAUCUUGAAAACUUCUUAAAGACUUCUUUAAGAUGUUGGUAAGACGUCCAAAUCAUAAAUAGGAACUCAUUCAAAACUCAUCAAGACGUCAUUUUGCUAUCUAGGCAGUCAUUCUACCUUAUAGAUAUUAUAUUGCAAAAAUUUUAUUCAUCACAAAUAAAUUGAUUGAUUUGGGAAAACUAUUUCUUUUAUUUUUUUUCAGUGUUUGAAAUUACCCGGGUCGAAAAAUUUGAUCUGAUUUUAGUCCAACUGGACUGUAUUUGGACUACUUGGUCUGUUAUUGAACUUCGAUAAAAAUUUUAAUCUGUUUUUGAUCUACCUGGACUGAAAAAUUUGACCUGAUUUUAGUCUGAUUGGACUAUUUGAUCUGAUUUUGAUCUUUUAUGAAAAUUUUAAGUUUUUUUCGACCUGCUACUUUAAAAAACAAACGCGUUACGAGCAGACUAAGUAAGAUUAAUUCGUGAACUUUAAAAAAUUUUAGUUCUAAAAAUUUACAAGGACAAAACUAGAUUAAAUCAUGGACUUAUAAA
Messenger RNA from Microplitis mediator, 4066 nucleotides. RefSeq lists its product as uncharacterized. The record is from RefSeq and is a predicted model, not a curated record. The transcript has 5 exons. Lineage: Eukaryota; Metazoa; Arthropoda; Insecta; Hymenoptera; Braconidae. The coding region runs from base 289 to 1203 and encodes 304 amino acids.